Messenger RNA from Camelina sativa (false flax), 2357 nucleotides. Lineage: Eukaryota; Viridiplantae; Streptophyta; Magnoliopsida; Brassicales; Brassicaceae. The record is from RefSeq and is a predicted model, not a curated record.
UGUUUUUUUCUCCUUUCCUCCCCGGAGGCCGGAGGUUUAUGCUAUAAAAACUAACUCAACCACUCACUAAACGAGGACAUGCAUGUUGGGAGGGGGAGAGCGAUUUGUGUUGCCGAAGGGAGCGCCUUAAGUCCAAGUUAAUCACUGAUAUUUGAGGAGGUUAAGGCGACUACUUAAAAACCCUAAUCAAAUUCCCCAAACCCUAAGCCUCGUUUGCUCCGAAUCGUCUUCCUUUUGAGCUGUCCUGUUCCUACUCAAAGAAUCUGAUUUCGAAAUUUCUCAGUAAAGAUGGCUCCUCCUGUUUGUCAAACUUGUGGCGACAUUGGUUUUGAAGAAGCACUAGUUUUUUGUGACUCUUGUAAGAUUGAGGCUAUACACCGUUAUUGUGUGGGCAUAACACCGACUCCUUUUACGGAUUACAUAACUUGGAUAUGCGAGGACUGUGAUGAGAGUGAAAUUGAGUCUGAUAGCAUAGAAGUUGACCAGACUGCUAAGCUUACACAUAUAUUGAAGAAGAGUGACAGAAAAAGGAAGAAGAAUAGAAAAGGGAGCAGCAAUCACACCUGGCCGGUUUUAGCUGAGGACCAUGGGCUCCAGGAUGCUACCAAUGUUGAACCUAUGGAGGUGUCUUCUUCGCCAAUUAACGAAACAGUGGACUAUAACUCUGGUACAGACCAUAACGCUGGUACCAGCAAAAGGAGUGACAGUAGCUCUUUUCGGAAAGAAGUUGAUCAGACUGAUAAGCUUCUAUAUAUAUCUAAGGAGAAUGAGAAAGAGAAGAAGAAGAAGAAGAAGGAUAAGACGAACAAGGAGAAGAAGAACAACACAAUGAGCAGCAAUUCCAACCCGCUGGUUUUAGCUGCUGAGGACCAUGAUGUCCAGGAUGCCACCAGUGUUGAACCUGUGAAGGUGUCUUCUUUACCAGUUAAAGGAACAACGAAGGAGUCUAAGAAACGAAAAAGCUCAGAUAGUGGAAACCCUCAUGAAUCGACUGGUUUAGUAAGAAAUGGAGCAUCUGCCUCGGAGGCUGAAAAGCCAUCUAGUGUUCCAGAUCAUAGCUCUUGUACCAGCAAAAGGAAUGACUGUGGUUCUGGUCGCAAAGAAGUUGAUCAGACUUCAAAUCUUGGAAAUAUCUUGGAGAAGAGUGAGAAAAAGAAGAAGAAGAAGAAAAGGAGCAGCAAUCAUUCGCCGCCAGUUUUAGUUGUGGAGAACAAUGAGCUCCAUGAUGCUAUAAAUGUUGAACCUGUGGAGGUGUCUUCUUUACCAAUUAAAGAAACAAUGGAGGCUAAGAGACAAGAAAUCUCAGAUGGCAGAAAACCUCAUGAAUUGACUGGGUUAGAUGGAAAUGGAGCAUCUGUCUCGGAGGCUGAAAAUUCAUCUAGUGUGCGACAUCACGAUUCUUAUACGACCAAGAAAAGAAAAUUAAGUUCUGGAAACAUACCGGUUACUGAAAAUAGACAGUUAGCUGAUGGGAAUAGUUCUUGCAAAGAAGCUGAAUUAAAUAUGCCUCAAACUUCUGAGAGGUUGACAUCUAUGCAUUGUAGAGCACAACCAAUCAAAAAACCGAUAUGGAGGGGAUUGAUGUCUGUAAAAGGAGGAACCAGCUAUAGCUUUGAUGGGAUUUCUGCUCAUCUAUCAAGCUUAGCCUGCCCUAUAGUCCAUGAAAAGGCAAGCUCAUUACGGGGCUGCCUCUCUGCUGAAAUGUUUCCCAGGAUGGAAAUAUGGCCAAAAACCUUUCUGAAGAAUGGAGGACCUAAGGACGACAGUGUUGCUCUUUUUUUCUUCCCUUCCAGUCAAAGUAAUGAUGAAAAGACUUUCUAUUCCCUUGUUGGUGAAAUGGAGAAGAAUGAUUUGGCGAUGAGAUGCCUGCUUGAUGAUGCAGAACUGCUACUUUUCACCUCUUUUAUGUUACCAGUGGAUUUUUGGUCUUUUAACUCAAAGGACUACCUGUGGGGUGUCUUCAAGCCCAGAUGUACUCCUCCACAUUAGUCACUAGACUCGUCGCUACCUUUACCAGUCUCUGAAUUUGAGCAAGGUGACAAUGCCAAAGACUUCAGUCAUACGCUUUCUUUAUGAUGGAUACUAUUCAAGUAUUGGAGAAGAUGUACAAUGGAUUUCAAGAGAAGAUAAAAAAGUGUAUUAUUUUCUUAUGAAGACAUCAUCUAGUGAUGUAUCAUAUGCUAAGUUGGUUAAGAAAUUAUGCAUCAAGAUAAGGAUAGAAGAGGCUGUGAAAAAUCUGAGAGUUAGUUACUUUCCCUUCUCAUUCCCAAACUAUAAAGGAAUACUAAAUUAUAUUGGAGAUGAUGAAGAUGUUGUGUGUUAUUUAAAGGAUGUGUCUAAAGAAGGGUGUAGAAGUA